Neodiprion fabricii is the source of this 1909-nucleotide messenger RNA. RefSeq names its product peptidyl-prolyl cis-trans isomerase-like 3. The record is from RefSeq and is a predicted model, not a curated record. The transcript is spliced from 4 exons. Bases 151 to 636 code for a protein of 161 amino acids. Gene Ontology annotation, molecular function: peptidyl-prolyl cis-trans isomerase activity. Lineage: Eukaryota; Metazoa; Arthropoda; Insecta; Hymenoptera; Diprionidae. Gene Ontology annotation, biological process: protein folding; protein peptidyl-prolyl isomerization. Gene Ontology annotation, cellular component: catalytic step 2 spliceosome.
ACGAUCCCACACUACUCAUGCUCAUGUCCAAUAGAACAAAAAAUACAAUAUGGCCGAUGUUUGACGUCUCUUCUGAUCACAAUUUAGUGUCGAGAAUGAACCGUUGUGAUUUCGAUUUGUUAUGUAUUUAUCGACCUGUCCACGCUUAAAAUGAGCGUGACGCUACACACUGAUGUAGGUGAUAUAAAAAUUGAAGUAUUUUGUGAACUAUGCCCGAAAACAUGCGAAAAUUUUUUGGCAUUGUGCGCGAGCAACUAUUACAACGGAUGUCUAUUUCAUCGAAACAUCAAAGGCUUUAUAGUUCAAACGGGUGACCCAACACAUACUGGAAAAGGCGGUACCUCAAUUUGGAAUCGUAAAUUUGAGGACGAGUUCAAAGAGGAUUUGAAACACAAUGCAAGAGGCCUUGUGUCAAUGGCCAACAAUGGACCCAACUCUAAUGGAAGUCAAUUUUUCAUAACAUACGGACCUCAACCACAUCUGGACUUAAAAUAUACCUUAUUUGGAAAGGUGAUUGAUGGACUUGAUGCUCUUGACGAGUUGGAAAAAUUGCCCACUAAUCCAAAAAAUUUCAAGCCACUGACUGAGACACGAAUCAAUGGUAUAACAAUCCAUGCCAACCCACUCGCGGGAUGAUUCAACUUUACAAAUACUGCUUUAGAAUGUAAUUCCAAUUUUUAUCGUAGCUCAGGUAGAUAAAGCAUUGUGGCUUUGACAACUGUUGAAUGUUACCGUUUUUUUUUUUUUCAAAAUAUUUAUUUGAACAAAAAUGUUCGAAAUAAUAUUAAAUAAAGAUUUGUUAAAAACUAAUUCAGACAACUGUUGUUCUCAUAAGGUUGAUCACAAUUCAUCACCUCUUUUCUUGCUCUUUUCCUCUAACUAUUAUACAUUCACAGCCUUUCAACUUACACAUACUGUCUGUAUUGCACAGUGAUAGCAUGUAUGGUUUUACAUGUUUGCUAUAAAUGGAUUUAAUGCUAAGCUUUUCUUUGUAUGAUUUAGCAGGUUUUGAACGAAAUAUUCAAAAAUAAUUUAAUUACACCGGAUUUCCGUCACAAUUAAAGGAAAAAAAUUGUAAUCAAUAAUUUAGAAAAUCUUAAUUUGUAUGUAUGUUAGUCAUAUAUAUCACGUAGCCUUUUAUUUUCUGGAUCGAACGGACUAUGUAGAUGUAGUUUGGCUGGAUACUUGUGUCCCAUAAUUUCAAUUUCGUAGUUUCCAGAUUCUAAGUAAUGUUUCGUUACGUUCUCCCCUUCAGGAUGUGUUACAUAUCUUGAAAAUAAUUAUAAAUACCUUUAUUUCGUGUUGUCAUUCAGAUCAUUACAGUUUACAAGGGAAUUUUUUGCACUUACCCUUGUCCAAUACUGUUUUCAAGUGCAAAAGCAUAUUCGCCUCUCCUCAAGUACCCAACGUUUCUUCCAUUUCUGUAAAUCGCUUCCAAACCCCACAAAGGAAUUUGCCUAAAAAAUUAAAAUUGGUUUCACACCUUAAUACUACAAAAUGAAUGAAAAUAUUCGAGUACCAUCUCUUCUAUAAUGAUAUAUAAUCUGAAAUCUAGCUUAUAUGAUUUUUAAAUUGUUAUUACGCGUCUAUGAGAAAAUAUGCCAUUUUCCUCUUGACUCCGUUUUUUCUAACAUAAUCUAUUUUUUUCUUCCCAAGAUAGUCUCCAGAUUUCCGACAGACAAAGCCUAGACCUGCUUCAAUUGGAUUGUCAUCCAUCCUGAGAUCUGAGUGCCAUAGGUGAUAGCCUGAAUCACAAUGCAAAGGUAUGCAUUAUUCGGUGCAUUCUUGGGAGUAUUUUAAGGCUACUUAUUGAAAUCAAUCUAACAAUGUGACCAAAUAGCUAUCAUCGUGUAUCUACUUUCAUAUAAUUUGUACAUUGAUCGAUAAAAGAAGACGACCUUUUUCACUA